Molecule: messenger RNA, 1529 nt
Organism: Carcharodon carcharias (great white shark)
Lineage: Eukaryota; Metazoa; Chordata; Chondrichthyes; Lamniformes; Lamnidae
Gene: snai2
Product: snail family zinc finger 2
Exons: 3
Coding region: 190-1041 (283 amino acids)
Biological process (GO): regulation of DNA-templated transcription
Molecular function (GO): RNA polymerase II cis-regulatory region sequence-specific DNA binding; DNA-binding transcription factor activity, RNA polymerase II-specific
Source: RefSeq, a predicted model, not a curated record
GGAAUGCGGCCGCACUCUGCACUGCUGCACUGCCUCUUGCAAGACCACCAGCACCACCACAUCGGCUCCUCACCCUGAAACCCUCUCAACUGGGGGGGCGGGGGGCAACUUUUUUUUAACACUCCUCCAUUCCAGGAUUAUUUUACAGAAAAUAAUACCCCUCCUCCGCAACACUCCCCUUUCCCCAAGAUGCCGCGAUCUUUCCUAGUUAAGAAACAUUUUAGCACCAACAAAAAACCAAAUUACGGCGAACUGGACACGCAAACAGUCAUCAUUUCUCCGUUCCUGUAUGAGAGUUACCCAAUGCCAGUCAUUCCUCAGCCGGAGAUCCUCAGCUCUGGGGCUUACAAUCCUGUCAGUGUGUGGAGUAGCGUCUGCUCCGGGCUCAUCCCCUCUCCUGUCCCCAGUGACCCUGCACCUGCCUCGGAAUACUCAUCCGCUCACUCCUCGCCCCUCAGUAACGGGAGCCUGUGCCCAGCGGGACGCCUCAGCCCUCAACAGUCUAAUUCUGAUCGGCUCCACAGGGAUCCCAAUGGUUCGGAGAGCUCCAUCAGCGACGAGGAGGAGAGAAUUCAUCCCAAAGUGUCGGAUGAGCACGGCGUGGACGCCGAGAAGUUUCAGUGCAACUUGUGCAGCAAGGCUUAUUCAACUUUCUCAGGACUGGCCAAACAUAAACAGCUACACUGCGACGCUCAGACUCGCAAAUCCUUCAGCUGUAAGUACUGUGAGAAGGAAUAUGUCAGCUUGGGAGCAUUAAAGAUGCACAUCCGGACCCACACACUGCCCUGUGUGUGUAAAAUCUGUGGCAAGGCGUUCUCCAGACCGUGGCUACUGCAAGGGCAUAUCAGAACACACACGGGUGAGAAGCCAUUCUCUUGUCCUCACUGCAGCAGAGCAUUUGCUGAUCGAUCUAACCUGAGAGCUCAUCUACAAACUCAUUCGGAUGUGAAAAAAUAUCAGUGCAAAAACUGUGCCAAAACUUUCUCCAGAAUGUCUCUUCUCCACAAACAUGAAGAAUCAGGAUGCUGUGUAGCACACUGAGGAACAUGAAUUAUAAUAAGGACAUGAAUUACAAUAAGGACUAAUGAUAAUUCUGUUUUCACAUUCACUAUCCAAGCAUCCAACUGCUCUGUUCCAUCAAGAUUUUAUUAUUUUGAAAUUGUUGAAGCAACUUUUAUAAUUUACAAUUUGGUAAAAGUUUUGAAAAACAGAGGCUAUGAUUAAGAAUGUUCAAACUAUGUACAGCAUUAUGAAAUGCAAUAUUAUUUGGGAUACUCUGUAAUAUCCAUUAUGUGCCUUCUGUCAAUGUGGCUGCACAUCACGUUUUUAUGAUGUAAAUGCUCUAUUUUUGUAUUUGGAUGUAUUCAGUAUGAAAAUGAACUAAAUGCAGUAGUGCACCAAGACACUUAAAUGUGUGCAAGUUAAAAGCAACCUGCACUUUGAUAUGUUUAGCUAUGUAUUUUCCAUUCACUUUUUUUUUAAAAAAUGAACAUGUUUUUGACGUUUUAUAAUAAACCUUUUAAAACAUG